Molecule: messenger RNA, 2707 nt
Organism: Orcinus orca (killer whale)
Lineage: Eukaryota; Metazoa; Chordata; Mammalia; Artiodactyla; Delphinidae
Gene: FAM216B
Product: family with sequence similarity 216 member B
Exons: 3
Coding region: 1-444 (147 amino acids)
Source: RefSeq, a predicted model, not a curated record
AUGAAGAUGGGAGGAAAACAGAAAAGACAACAAAAGCUAUGGAAUGUUCCACAGAUUCCUUGCAUUCGAGUCCCUCACUCUGUCUCUGAUACUUCACUGCUGAAGGACCUAACCCAAGGGCAGCAGCGCUACUUUUACAGCAGCAUGAGGAUUUACAAUCCCAGGGCCCAGUGGGUGGCCCUGCAGACCUGCUAUGUUCACGGCCUUCAGCAACAGCAGCUGCUUGGCUAUAUUACUCAACAGGAGGCCCUGGCUUGUGCUGCCUCACUUAGAGAUUCAACCAAAAGAGCCUUAGCCAAGGCAGGUUGUCAUAGAACCAUCUCCCAGAGAGCCUCAGGCAGGAUAAGAACACGGCCCUCAGCACUACCUGUGUUUGUGGUUCCACUCAGGACCCAAAGCACAGGGCUCCGAUCCCUCAGGACCAAGGCUUUGCACAAGCUCUGAACAAGUGGUUCACCCAUACACCCCUGGCAUCUAGUGAGUAUUUAGUGCAUAUUUGUUGAAUAGGAAUGAAUCAAAGAAUAACAUCUAAUACAAACACCAUACCUAGAAAUAAUCUCUCCAAUUCACAUACAUUUUACUAGCAAGAACAAGCUGAGUGGCUUAAGAGCAAUGGGAGCUAAGAGUCAGCAAGCCUCUCAUUCUAUACAGAAUCUGUAGAGUAAAAUGACUUUUGAAGCUUUCAAAGUAAAAGCUUCCUUUGAAUUAGAACAUCCCAGAGAAAUCCCAAGAACAGUGGAAGGGGACAAGUGACCAGAGGAUUCAGGUCCUCUGUCACUGGGUGAACAUAUUUUGCAAGCCCCCUACUGUGCAUAUUGAAAAUACACAAACCAACACAGACGGGACACUGGGCACAUAGGGCUUCUGGACCAUAACAUCUCAGCAGCUACUGGACUGUACCUUCCCAUGGCCUCCUUGCUCUCAACUUGCCCAUCAAACAACAGCAUUAAACUUGGCCCCAAAUCUUCUGGUUCUUGCCUAACUCAGUCACUUUGUGUCCUCUUGAAACUUGGACUUAUCAACCUGCUACAGCUCAGUUCAUUCUACACAGCUGUAAUUGACCUUGACACAGGUAAGAGGAUUCAUGCACACAUCUUCCCCCUGGCAGCUGAAGAUACAUUCUCAGCAGAAGAAGAAAUAGCCCCAAAGAACGGAUCUCAAGUCCAACCUUUCUUUGGCCUUAAUGGUUUUAAGACUACACAAAUAUGCAAAAACCGCAAUUAACAGUGAGUCAGAUCAUCAUACAAAUUAUGUUAGUUACAUCACUAGUGAUUUUUUUGUGUUAAAAAUAAGUAACCAGAGCUCACAGAAAGUCAAAAUUUAAAAAUGCCUUUCUUCAUCUAAUUUCUAAAUGUUCAACCUCUUCUCUCAUUCAAAUCAUACAAUGACUUUGUCGAGACUUUAAAAAGGAGUUGGUUGAGACGGAAUAUUAACUUGCUUGACAAGGAAUAUGCUAACACUGAUCUGAAAGGAAGAUGCUGCAGUAUUACGAGAAGAAAAAAAACCUCAUUGAUGAUUAUUAUCUUCUCUCUGCAACUAUUAACACAGAAGAUGUAAAAGUUCUUAUGAGAUUCUGAAAACUCCCAGUACCGGCUGUGAUAUCUGAUUUACUUUUCUUUGGGAGGGACAAGGGUGCAUGGUUGGCAGGAAGACUUGGGUAAGCCAGUGCUGAUGUUGCUGGGUUCAUUCACUUAAUCAUAAAGAAGCUUCUUGACCUCUGUAAAUCCGGGCCCCAAUUCAUGUACUCUAAGCAGCCCUAUGGUUCUAAGUUAAGAAUUGUUAGGUAGGCUUAAAAGAAGAAAAAAAUCAAAUGAAACUGGGGUGGGCGAUAGCAUAGCCUUCUUAAGGAAUAGAGGUUUGUGGUCGACCUAACUUGGCCUGUAUUAACCUUCACAUUGUUCCCACAAUGGAGCUUUUAUCCUUUUGAACUUCUUGCAUCGCUUUUAUCAUAGACGUUUUUCUUGAUGGGCACAGAUAUUUGCUGUGUAAACCUUAGCUACUGAUGCAGAAUAUCAAGGAGGCCACUUAUAAUUCUGAGCUGCAUCCCUAUAACAAAAAUUUCAGAAGUACCUUGUUUCCAAUAGAGGAUUUUGAAAGCUAAUUGUCAGGUGAAUAUUACAAGGCACAAAAGAACAAAUAAAUCUAAGUUGGUGCAGAAGGUCCCACUUGUUGGAUCUCCCUUCUGAGAAGAUAAUGGCCUACCUCUUGAGCCCCACACCCAAAGCUUAUGAGGAAUAUGAUUGGUUGUGGUGCUGGAAUAAAGGUGCUCACCUGGAAGGAUGCUAAGAAAGAUGAUCAAAGGGAAACAAAGGACAAACUGUGACUCUUAGGAAACUCUACUACUUUGACCUGUUGGAGACUCUAUUGCUUGCCUUCACAAUGUCAGUGGACACCAUCAGUAUUUAAAGUCCUUGAGAUCACUGACUAUUUUCAGUGUAAUUACUAGUACCUAGAACAGCAUCUGGUCUGUGGUAGGUAAUCAAUAAUACUUGUUGAAUAAUUAUAAAAUGUUGAAAGAUUUUGCAAAUCAGACUGGCCUGUGAAUUUGUGCUAUUAUUCUAGGGUCCCAGGAUGCUGCAACUACUAGUGAGGAGUACAAGCAGUUUAUUAAGUGCACAGGAGCAGCUCAUCCAGGUGCCAGCAACAGGGGUGAAUUGUCUGGAAAGGAUUUUAAAACAAUAAUAAAGCUCAUUAAAAAUUGGUCUGC